Molecule: messenger RNA, 4326 nt
Organism: Saccoglossus kowalevskii
Lineage: Eukaryota; Metazoa; Hemichordata; Enteropneusta; Harrimaniidae
Source: RefSeq, a predicted model, not a curated record
AUGGAGAAAUUAAUAGAGUCGGGUUCUAAGCUUGGGUUGGAAGGUAAAGAUUUGUUAGAUUUUGUAACUCAACAGCAGAAUAUAGAGCGCGAAGAAAGACAGAGAGAACGUGAGUUCAAAAGGGUAGAGAUUGAGAGAGGGCUUGAAGAGAAAAAGAAGGCUAUGCAGCUUGAAGCUGAUAGAAAAAGACAGCAGGCUGAGUUUGAAGAAAAUGAAGCUCAGCGAAAACAUGAGUUAGAAAUGAAACAACUUGAGUUAAAAGGUGCUCUAAGUAGAAGCCCUGAUAGUAGGUACACUGAUUUAGCAAAAUCACCUAAGCUUCCUGCUUUUGUUGAUGGGAAGGAUGAGUUGGAUAGCUAUUUGUUGCGUUUUGAGCGUUUUGCCGCAAGCAAUGAGUGGGAUAAAUCCAAAUGGGCUACGUCAUUAAGUGCGUUGUUAACUGGUAAAGCUUUAGAUGUAUAUUCUAGGCUUUCAGAUAUGGCAGCAUCCGAUUAUGGGUUGGUUAAAGAAGCUUUGCUAAAAAGAUAUGAAUUGACGGAGGAGGGCUAUAGAUUGAGGUUUAUGAAUUUCAAGCCCGAGAAUGGUGAGAGUUGUGAUCAAUGUAUAGUCAGGCUGAAAAAUUACUUUCUUAAGUGGAUUGAGUUGUCUGGUACGAAUAGGUCAUUUAAUGGUGUAUGUGACUUGAUGAUUAAGCAACGGUUUAUUGAUUCUUGUCCCAGGGAUGUAUCCAUACGCAUGCGCGAGAAGCAGCCUAGAACUCUUGAUGAGUUGGCUAAGUAUGCUGACCGUUACUUAAUUGCUCAUGACAGGAAGUUGACCUCCCCUUGCGACUUCCCAUGUAUAAAAUCUCAGAUGCCGGGUGGUCAGGAAAUCAAUUCUGAUGUUCAGUGUUAUAAAUGCAAAGAGUAUGGUCAUAUGUCUCGAGAGUGCAAAGUGAGGCCUUCACAGGGUUACGGGGUCAGAUGUUAUAAUUGUGGCCGUUUGGGACACAGAUCUGUUACAUGUCGAUUUUCAACAAGGUUUGGUGAUAGGCCUAAUGUGAAAAAAGUCGGUGCUGCUGUGGUUGAUUUAGGUGGUGAUGCAGAACAGGAAAGUGAAAAUAGUGCAGUAUGUUUAGUGCAACCCAAGUUCACAACCAAGGCUGAUAUUGAAUCUUGUAUUGAUGGUGGCGAGCUUUUGUUGGCUGGCGGAAAGAGAAUACCACUAGUCCAUAAUGCCUGUUUCCAACAAUCUGUUAAAUCUAAAACCAAAAUGCCUGUGGUAAAAGGAAGGAUUGGAGAGAAAGUAGUUACCACAUUGAGGGACAUUGGCUGUAGUGGUGUGGUAGUAAAAAGAGAUUUUGUGGAGGCACAGUGUUUGCCUGAUGCUAUUUAUGAUCUAGUCAUUGGUAAUGUUGAAGGAGCCAGGGCACCAGAUGAUCCUGACCCACAAUGGCAAGAAAUGUGUGCAGUGGUUACUCGUGCUAUGGCUAAGAAAGGUAACAAAAUAGUCCCUCUGUGUGUACCUGACGGGGGUAAGUCAUUAGAUGUAAGUAAGGCUCAGCUAGUAAAAUUGCAGCAUGACGAUCCAUCUCUCAGUAAAUAUUGGUCCUUGAAGGAACCUAAGUUUAAAGGUAACCAGGAAGUUAUGUUUCUGGAGAAAGGCGGUAUACUAUACAGACAGUUUACUCAUCUUCAUGUGAAUCAGGGUAGGUCUGUUAAGCAGAUGGUUGUACCUAUGCCAUUGCGUAACCAGGUCAUGAUGUUGGCGCAUGAUUCGAUAACGGGAGGGCAUAUGGGCGUAAAGAAAACUAGUGAUAGAGUUCUGAGCAAUUUCUACUGGCCAGGAAUACAUGGUGACAUAACAAGAUUCUGUAGAUCUUGUGAUAUUUGCCAGAGAACGGUACCUAAAGGUAAAAUUGCAAAAGUCCCCCUUCAGAAGAUGCCACUGAUAGAUGUGCCGUUCAAAAGGGUUGCUAUUGAUUUAGUUGGUCCUAUUCACCCUCCUAGUGAAAAAGGUCAUAAGUACAUCUUGACAUUAGUAGACUAUGCUACCAGGUAUCCAGAGGCAAUACCCCUGAAACAUAUCAGUACAGAGGAUGUAGCUGAAGCACUGGUUGAUAUGUACAGUCGCCUAGGUAUACCAGAGGAGAUUCUACAUGACAUGGGAACUCAGUUCGUGUCAGAGUGUAUGUGUGAAGUUUCUCGUCUGUUGAGUAUUAGACAACUGUCAACCACCCCUUAUCAUCCAAUGUGUAAUGGCCUGGUUGAAAAGUUUAAUGGUACGUUAAAAGCAAUGUUGAAGCGUUUGUGCAGUGAGCAGCCAAAGCAGUGGCACCGCUACAUCAAUGCAUUGUUAUUCGCCUAUAGAGAAGUGCCCCAAGAAUCAACAGGUUUUGCUCCAUUUGAGCUGAUGUAUGGGAGGACUAUCAGAGGUCCUAUGCAUAUUUUGAAGCAACUCUGGACGACAGAGACUGAGGAACCAGAAAUUAGAAACAGUUAUCAGUAUGUGUUUGAGUUAAGAGAGCGCUUGGACGAAACACUGAAAAUUGCACAGGUAGAGAUGCAGAAAUCCCAGCAACGGUACAAGCACUACUAUGAUAGGAAGGUGAAAGUCAGAAGGUUUCAACCUGGACAAACGGUUCUUAUUCUACUACCAACUGAUAGUAACAAGUUAUUAAUGCAGUGGAAGGGGCCAUAUGAAAUUGAUAGUGUGAUUGGUGUAAAUGACUAUAGAGUAAAGGUACGUGGAAAGUACAAAACUUAUCAUGCUAACUUGCUGAAGAAGUAUAUUCAACGAAAUGAGCAGAGUAGUGAAGCUGAUGACAAUCUGCCUGUCUUGGGCAUUGCUAGUGCAGCUGUCAUAGAGUAUGAAGAGUCUUUAGAUGAAGACGCUGUACAGGAUGAUGACUUGUUGGUGCUGAAUUCUUGCAUGUCAAAGGAGUCAGUAGCUGACGUGAAGUAUGGCAGGAACCUGACUCAUGAUCAGGAGCAAUCAGUUCGCUGUCUAGUGCACGAGUAUAAGCACAUAUUUACAGACCUACCUGGCACUACCAACCUUAUCCAGCAUCGUAUUCAACUGAGAACCGAUGAACCUAUAAGAUCGAGGCCUUACCCGGUGCCAUAUAGUGUACGAGAGUCUUUGAAAGAGGACAUUCAAAGUAUGUUGAAGAUGGGAGUUAUAAGAGAAACCGAAUCCCCAUACGCAUCACCUGUCGUGAUAGUACGCAAAAAAGAUGGAUCGAAUCGUAUAUGUAUUGACUACCGAAAACUAAACAAGGUAACAGUGUUUGAUCCAGAGCCAAUGGUGACGCCAGAUGAUAUGUUCCAAGAUCUCAGUAAAGACAAGUACUUUACUAAGGUGGAUCUUAGUAAGGGGUUUUGGCAGGUUCCUGUGGCGGGGGAGGACAUACACAAAACAGCUUUUGUUACCCCAGAUGGUACCUACGAGUUUUUGAAAAUGCCAUUCGGAAUGAUGAAUUCUGGUGCAACCCUGGUCCGUGGUGUCAGAAAGAUGUUGAGUGGGAUGUGUAAGGUGGUUAGUUAUGUUGACGAUAUUUUGGUUCACACCAUCACUUGGUGUGAGCAUAUAACUACACUCAAAGAGUUGUUCAGCAGGAUGGCUGAUGCUCAGCUUACUGCUAGACCAUCCAAGUGCAUAAUAGCUUCUGAUGUUAUUGAUUUCGUCGGUCAUCGAGUUGGUCAGGGUUUUCUGAGUCCACACGAGGAUAAUGUAAAAAAGGUUAGAAAUGUUCCUCGGCCCAUGACUAAGAAGGAAGUCAGGUCGUUUCUUGGUCUAACUGGAUUUUACAGGGAGUAUAUACCUAACUAUGCAGCUAUUGCAGUACCAUUAACUGAUUUAACAAAGAAUGGCCAACCCAUCAAAGUUGUGUGGGGAGAAGCACAAGAGAAGGCUUACCGAACUCUUAUCCAUGUAAUAACCAGUAAACCUAUAUUGAGGUUGCAUGAUUCACACAAGCGUUACGUGUUACGUACAGAUGCUUCUGAUGUUGGGAUUGCAGCAGUCCUGUUACAAGGUCAUGAUGGAAAGUUAUUCCCUGUGAGUUAUGCUAGCAAGAAGUUGUCACAAAGAGAAAAGGCAUAUUCGACUAUCGAAAAGGAAUGCUUGGCGAUCGUGUGGUCUGUAAAGAAGUAUAUGAUGUAUUUGUAUGGAACCCAGUUCAUUCUCCAGACAGACCAUCAGCCGUUAUUGUAUGUUGACAAGGCUAAAUUCAUCAAUGACAAAGUAAUGCGAUGGGCAAUGUUUCUGCAGAACUACCGAUUUACCGUUGAAUGUAUUAAGGGCUCAGAUAACCAUGGAGCUGAUUUUCUAAGUAGAGCAGUUUAA